Molecule: messenger RNA, 301 nt
Organism: Mauremys reevesii (Reeves's turtle)
Lineage: Eukaryota; Metazoa; Chordata; Testudines; Geoemydidae
Gene: TMSB15B
Product: thymosin beta 15B
Exons: 3
Coding region: 81-218 (45 amino acids)
Biological process (GO): regulation of cell migration; actin filament organization
Cellular component (GO): cytoplasm
Molecular function (GO): actin monomer binding
Source: RefSeq, a predicted model, not a curated record
CCGCCCCACGCGGGAGCAGCAGACACCUGAGCGAUUGCAGUAGUUUCCUGGGGAGCGCUACAGCCAGCACAGCAGCUAAAAUGUGUGACAAACCAGACCUCUCUGAAGUUGAGAAAUUUGACAAGAAGAAGCUGAAAAAGACUAACACAGAGGAGAAGAACACACUCCCGUCAAAGGAGACCAUCGAGCAGGAGAAGGAAUGUGUGAAGUCUUCAUAGAGGGAGAUGGCAUGGCAGGAAGAGCCACCACUUAAUUUUUUUGCUUUGAAUUAAAUCAUCUGUUUAUUACAUCUACCUGUAUA